AUGAGUAAGAGCAGGUGCUCUGUGGCACUGAUGUCUUCCGUGGUGGCCACAGCUAAGGAGGCCAAUGCCACCGGCCCGAAGGCGGUGGAACUCGUCCUGGUCAAGGAACAAAAUGGGAUGCAGCUCACGAACUCCACCCUCCUCAACCCCCCGCAGAGCCCCGCGCAGGCCCAGGAUCGGGAGACCUGGAGCAAGAAGGCCGACUUCCUCCUCUCGGUGAUUGGCUUCGCUGUGGACCUGGCCAACGUCUGGCGGUUCCCUUACCUGUGCUACAAAAAUGGCGGGGGUGCCUUCCUGGUCCCCUACCUGCUCUUCAUGGUCAUUGCCGGUAUGCCGCUUUUCUACAUGGAGCUGGCCCUCGGGCAGUUCAACAGGGAGGGCGCUGCCGGCGUCUGGAAGAUCUGCCCUAUCCUGAAAGGCGUGGGCUACACGGUCAUCCUCAUCUCACUCUACAUCGGCUUCUUCUACAACGUCAUCAUCGCCUGGGCGCUGCACUACCUCUUCUCCUCCUUCACCACGGAGCUGCCCUGGACCCACUGCAACCACACCUGGAACAGCCCCCGCUGCUCCGAUGCCCGCGCCCCCAGCUCCAGCCCUGACCCCAAUGACACCUUCAGGACCACCCCUGCCGCCGAGUACUUUGAGCGCGGCGUGCUGCACCUCCACGAGAGCCAGGGCAUUGACGACCUGGGCCCUCCCCGGUGGCAGCUCGCAUCCUGCCUGGUACUGGUCAUUGUCCUGCUCUACUUCAGCCUGUGGAAGGGAGUGAAGACUUCUGGGAAGGUCGUGUGGAUCACGGCCACCAUGCCGUACGUGGUCCUCUUUGCGCUGCUCCUGCGAGGCGUCACCCUCCCUGGGGCCGUGGACGGCAUCAGAGCGUACCUGAGCGUGGACUUCCAUCGGCUCUGCGAGGCCUCGGUCUGGAUAGACGCCGCCGUCCAGAUAUGCUUCUCGCUGGGAGUGGGGCUUGGAGUGCUCAUAGCUUUCUCCAGUUACAAUAAAUUCACCAACAACUGCUACAGAGACGCGAUCAUCACCACCUCCGUCAACUCGCUGACGAGCUUCUCCUCCGGCUUCGUGGUCUUCUCCUUCCUGGGGUACAUGGCCCAGAAGCACAGUGUGCCCAUCGGGGACGUGGCCAAGGACGGGCCGGGGCUGAUCUUCGUCAUCUACCCCGAGGCGCUUGCCACGCUCCCGCUGUCCUCCGUCUGGGCCGUGGUUUUCUUCGUCAUGCUACUCACCCUGGGAAUCGACAGCGCCAUGGGCGGGAUGGAGUCGGUGAUCACCGGGCUCAUCGAUGAGUUCCAGCUGCUGCACAGGCACCGGGAGCUCUUCACCCUCGUCAUCGUCCUGGCAACCUUCCUUCUCUCCCUCUUCUGCGUCACCAACGGUGGCAUCUAUGUCUUCACGCUGCUGGACCACUUUGCGGCCGGCACGUCCAUCCUCUUCGGGGUGCUCAUGGAGGUCAUCGGGGUGGCCUGGUUCUACGGCGUGUGGCAGUUCAGCGACGACAUCAAACAGAUGACCGGGCAGCGGCCCAGCCUCUACUGGCGGCUGUGCUGGAAGUUCAUCAGCCCCUGCUUCCUCCUGUUUGUGGUCGUGGUCAGCAUCGCGACCUUCCGGCCCCCGCACUACGGAGGCUACGUCUUCCCCGAGUGGGCCAACGCGCUGGGCUGGACCAUCGCUGCGUCCUCCAUGUCCGUGGUGCCCAUCUAUGCUGCCUACAAGUUCUGCAGCCUGCCCGGCUCCUCGAGGGAGAAGCUGGCCUACGCCAUCACGCCCGAGAAGGAGCACGAGCGGGUGGACAGAGGGGAGGUGCGCCAGUUCACGCUCCGCCACUGGCUCGUGGUGUAGAGGGGAGCGGAGGAAGGAGACCCGCAGGGCACCGUCCACGGCAGGACAGAGGCAACGAGGAAGGGAAAUCGGAGUUUUGAGAGAAAGGAGGGCUGCUCCCAUAUGCUGCACCUUCUGCUUCGCCGGACACACUCAAGCCCUUCCCCUGACUGGUCACACCCUCUGUGCCACGGAGAGACGACCCUCCGUCCGCCGUGUCACUGUGUAACUUCCCUAGUCUGUGCCCGUCCCACAGGUAGAAACGUCUGAGUCGUGUUCUGUGCGUUAGAGCUGCUCCCUUCUCCCGUGCCCACCCCAGGGCCCCCUGGAGCCCGCAGCUUGCUGUCACCCACGUGUGCAGGAGAAAUACGAUAAUUAUAGAUUACGGGUUCUCGGAGAAUCCCAGCGCUCACGAUAGCUUCUGGGAUCUUUUGUUUUGCUCGUAUUAAAAAUACCGAGUGCCGUAUUUUGCCUAAUUGUGCAGAGGUGAAAUGGCGGAAGCCAUACGAAAGGUGACGAAGUGGGUCCACGUGUCCCCACAUCACACAGGUCUGCUCAGAGCCCACGGAGGGCCAGGGCCCGGGUGUGAGAUGGGGGUGCUGUUUAUUUCCUUGUAGCUACAAGAAAACUCCAUAAAAUGCAUGUGGGCUGCCACCACUCCUGCCCGCCGUGGACCCCCAGCCACGGAGACAGUGAGCUUGGCACGAGCAGGAGUGCGCCCCCCGUGGUGGCCCCCGACACGCGGAGCCCCCGAGGUGGCAGCCUGGAACCCCGCAGUCUUGGGAGGGAGGCCCCGCCGGAAUUCUCUCUGAGGCACGUGUCACGUCAGGAAGAGCACGGCUCUUAGAAUCGUAUUGACAUGGGAAUCAAAGCCAGUUCUCAGAGCGCAGGGCUGGUUUCUGAAAUCUGUUUGCUGACGUUCCCGUGGUCCUUGGCGAGGGUGUUGGACCCUCAGCUGGGAAAUGCUCCCAGCACUGCCAUCCUGGAGGGAGCACGGCCGCAGUCCAAGCACGGGCUGCUGGGCCGCAGGAGAGGCACUGCCAGACAGGCCCACGGCGGCUCCUCGGCCAUCCCUGCGAAUGGACCUCGGCCCAGGCCUGUGGAACCGGCCGCUCAGGAAAGCAGCUUGCGGACCGGAGCGCGAGAGGAAUCGGGCCCACCCUGUCCUUCCCAGGAGUGUUGA
This is a messenger RNA of Globicephala melas (long-finned pilot whale), 3016 nucleotides long. It is a transcript of the gene SLC6A3, whose product is annotated as solute carrier family 6 member 3. Gene Ontology annotation, cellular component: presynaptic membrane; neuron projection; plasma membrane. The record is from RefSeq and is a predicted model, not a curated record. Gene Ontology annotation, biological process: dopamine uptake involved in synaptic transmission; sodium ion transmembrane transport. Gene Ontology annotation, molecular function: norepinephrine:sodium symporter activity; dopamine:sodium symporter activity. Lineage: Eukaryota; Metazoa; Chordata; Mammalia; Artiodactyla; Delphinidae.